CUCCGGGAGGGCCAAUCUUCCGGGUGUAGGGGCGGCGGCGUGACUGGAGUGGAAAAUUUUCCCAGCACAACUUUGCAGCAGCAACAUAUUGAAAGAAGCGCAAGAAAGCCAGGUAUAAACUGAAAUGACUGAAUGAAAUGUCUACUCUUCCUUCUAACUUUAACCACUCGACUUAACACGAGCCCCACCACGUUUCUCACCCUUCGUCUUGGUACUGCCCUUAGAGUACGGAGCCUGCGGAGGGUCCCACGCUGGAAGAGAGAGAGGAGGAGUCGGAAGAGACAUUAGAGGUCACCCAAAGCAGCCGUCCUCUCUGCAGCUUCUCUGACAAGUGCUUUUCAGGUACAUGCUUAAGGAUUCAUAGCUUUCUUCUGAAGAGUUGAAAGUCCAUUCAUGUGAAUUAUUUUAUCGUACAUCCUUCUUGUGUGGCUGAACGUUUUUCACAACCUGAAAGGAAGAGCAGAGACUGGUUCGGGAUGUUCGACGGUUAUGAUAGCUGCAGUGAGGACACAAGUAGCAGCUCCAGCUCUGAAGAGAGUGAGGAGGAAGUGGCUCCUUUACCUUCUAGUCUCCCAAUUAUCAAAAACAAUGGACAAGUCUAUACGUACCCAGACGGUAAAUCAGGAAUGGCUACCUGUGAGAUGUGUGGGAUGGUUGGUGUUCGGGAUGCUUUCUACUCUAAAACAAAGCGUUUCUGCAGUGUUUCGUGUUCAAGAAGUUAUUCGUCAAAUUCCAAGAAGGCAAGCAUUUUGGCCAGACUUCAGGGUAAGCCUCCAACAAAGAAAGCAAAAGUUCUUCAGAAACAACCUUUAGUUGCUAAACUUGCUGCAUAUGCUCAGUAUCAAGCUACCUUGCAAAAUCAAGCAAAGACAAAAGCAGUCUCCAUGGAAGGUUUCAGCUGGGGCAACUACAUAAAUAGCAAUAGCUUUAUAGCAGCUCCAGUCACCUGUUUUAAACAUGCACCUAUGGGGACCUGCUGGGGUGAUAUCUCAGAAAAUGUGAGAGUGGAAGUUCCUAAUACAGACUGCAGCCUACCUACCAAAGUCUUCUGGAUUGCUGGAAUUGUAAAAUUAGCAGGUUACAAUGCCCUUUUAAGAUAUGAAGGAUUUGAAAAUGACUCUGGUUUGGACUUCUGGUGCAAUAUAUGUGGUUCUGAUAUCCAUCCAGUUGGUUGGUGUGCAGCCAGUGGAAAACCUCUUGUUCCUCCUAGAACUAUUCAACAUAAGUAUACAAACUGGAAAGCUUUUCUAGUGAAACGACUUACUGGUGCCAAAACACUUCCUCCUGAUUUCUCACAAAAGGUUUCAGAGAGUAUGCAGUACCCUUUCAAACCCUGCAUGAGGGUAGAAGUGGUUGACAAGAGGCACUUGUGUCGAACACGAGUAGCAGUUGUGGAAAGUGUAAUUGGAGGAAGAUUAAGACUAGUGUAUGAAGAGAGUGAAGAUAGAACAGAUGACUUCUGGUGCCAUAUGCAUAGCCCAUUAAUCCAUCAUAUUGGUUGGUCACGAAGCAUAGGCCAUCGAUUCAAAAGAUCUGAUAUUACAAAGAAACAGGAUGGACAUUUUGAUACACCACCACAUUUAUUUGCUAAGGUAAAAGAAGUAGACCAGAGUGGGGAAUGGUUCAAGGAAGGAAUGAAAUUGGAAGCUAUAGACCCAUUAAAUCUUUCUACAAUAUGUGUCGCGACCAUUAGAAAGGUGCUGGCUGAAGGAUUCCUGAUGAUUGGGAUCGAUGGCUCAGAAGCAGCAGAUGGAUCUGACUGGUUCUGUUAUCAUGCAACCUCUCCUUCUAUUUUCCCUGUCGGUUUCUGUGAAAUUAACAUGAUUGAACUUACUCCACCCAGAGGUUACACAAAACUUCCUUUUAAAUGGUUUGACUACCUCAGGGAAACUGGCUCCAUUGCAGCACCAGUAAAGCUAUUUAAUAAGGAUGUUCCGAAUCACGGAUUUCGUGUAGGAAUGAAAUUAGAAGCAGUAGAUCUCAUGGAGCCACGUUUAAUAUGUGUAGCCACAGUAACUCGAAUUAUUCAUCGUCUCUUAAGGAUACAUUUUGAUGGAUGGGAAGAAGAGUAUGAUCAGUGGGUAGACUGUGAGUCCCCUGACCUCUAUCCUGUAGGGUGGUGUCAAUUAACUGGAUAUCAACUACAGCCUCCAGCAUCACAGUCAUCAAGAGAAAGCCAAUCAGCAUCUUCAAAACAGAAGAAAAAGGCUAAGUCCCAGCAAUACAAAGGACAUAAGAAAAUGACUACGUUGCAGCUAAAGGAGGAGUUGCUUGAUGGAGAGGAUUAUAAUUUCCUCCAAGGAGCAUCUGAUCAGGAAAGCAAUGGCUCUGCCAACUUCUACAUCAAACAAGAGCCAUGAAUUGGCUCAGAAACUGAGGGUGGGAGGGGAAGGAUUUUACACAGGACUGAUUUAUAAUCAAUCCAGCUGGACGCGGGGCUAUUCUACUGGGACAUUUUGCUAAACAUAGAAAAUUUCAGUUCCAGAUUUUUCAGGUGGGUGGGGAAACUAUUUUAGUCGGGGUGGGGGGAAAAUUUUUCAAUUUAUAAAGAUGGACAAUUUUUGUGUUGUAUUUGAAGCUUUUGAAAGAAUUUUGUAAUAUUUUCCAAGUUUGGAUUUAUGUGCAUUGUUAACAAGAACUGAAAUUCUAACUUUUUUGGUAAGAUUAAAGUUUAGGUAGCAGGAUUGAAGGAAAUGAUUUCAGAAGGAUAUAGUUGUAAAUGCAAAUGAACUGUCAUGACAAAUGAACCUUUUUGGUACCUGUUGGGAGAUUUGGGGAUUUUAAAAGUUAGGCCAGUCACAUCUCCAGCUUCCUUUGCUGCAGAAAUAUGCAACUGAACCCCUCAUGGAGGGUUCAUCACCACAUAGAUCAUGGAAAGGGUUAUUAAUUCUGCUUGUUGGCAUUUUAUUGCACCCCAUUUUUAAUGUGUGUACAGAAAUGUUUUUCAUUUUGUGAAAAGCUAUUUGGAGUUCUGUAUGAAACUGGAGGAACUCUAGAUACUUUUAUAUGUUCUUUAAUUAAAAAACGAUUAAAAUUAUCCUAACACUAAAGUGUUAAACUGGAAUGGUUGACAAGAUAUACAGGAUCUCGGUCUACAUAUUGAGGGGUUGGAGAAAAUGCAAUAUUGUCUUUAUUUUCCUUACUAAAAGAAUACCCCACCAAAGGGAUUCUGAUCAGUUCUUUACCAUUUCCCUCCGUCUGUGAGAUAACUUGGUAUAACCACACCCCAAAACAGAUGUUCUAUAUUGACAGGCAAAUCAAAUUGAGAGCCAAAAUAAGUUCAUAUUUCAAAAUCAUUCCAGCACUGCUUUUAUCUAUCCUUGAUUUGUGAGAAAACUAAUUUCAAAGAAAAUUUAAUUUUCUGAAAAUUCCAUAUG
Molecule: messenger RNA, 3377 nt
Organism: Otolemur garnettii (small-eared galago)
Lineage: Eukaryota; Metazoa; Chordata; Mammalia; Primates; Galagidae
Gene: MBTD1
Product: mbt domain containing 1
Exons: 18
Coding region: 477-2360 (627 amino acids)
Biological process (GO): regulation of DNA-templated transcription
Cellular component (GO): nucleus
Molecular function (GO): zinc ion binding
Source: RefSeq, a predicted model, not a curated record